This is a messenger RNA of Anopheles gambiae (African malaria mosquito), 754 nucleotides long. Its product is annotated as M-phase inducer phosphatase-like. Gene Ontology annotation, cellular component: nucleus; cytoplasm. The record is from RefSeq and is a predicted model, not a curated record. The transcript has a single exon. Lineage: Eukaryota; Metazoa; Arthropoda; Insecta; Diptera; Culicidae. The coding region runs from base 227 to 739 and encodes 170 amino acids. Gene Ontology annotation, molecular function: protein tyrosine phosphatase activity. Gene Ontology annotation, biological process: positive regulation of G2/MI transition of meiotic cell cycle; G2/M transition of mitotic cell cycle; protein dephosphorylation.
GCGGUAAAGAUUGAAGGCGUACCGACACCGUACACGCCGAUGGUAUACCAGUUUCUGUGCACGCUGCAAGAGCUGGAUGAUUUCGAGCUUACCAAGGUGGAGGAUGGAGCGGGCGGCAAAACGAUCGAUAUGCGCCACGUCCGGGAACUGUACCAGCUAAGCGAGAAGGUACGAGAGGUGGGCAAUAAGGAAAAAAUGGACGAAAAAGCAAAAAAAGCGCAGCAAGAUGCAGAUGGAUGCGGUUGCGUUCGCACCGCCGGCCGUGACCGCGCUGGACAGUCCGGCCCGCACGACCGUGCUGGCGGCGGUGCCGAAGAAGCCGGUGUACCAGAAGUCGAUCUCGAUGAACGAUGCGCAGAUCAUGAGCGCCCUGUCGCGGUCCUCGUCCGAGCCGGAUCUGAUCGGCGACUUCAGCAAAUCGUACGUGCUGCCGCUGAUGGAGGGCCAGCACCGGGAUCUGAAGUCGAUCUCGGGCGACACGAUGGCGCGGCUGGUACGCGGCGACUACAACGACAAGAUUGCGAGCUUCAAGAUCAUCGACUGCCGGUACCCGUACGAGUACGAGGGGGGCCACAUCCGGGGCACGAAGAACCUGUACACCCAGGAGCAGAUCGUCGAGGAGCUGAUCCAGUCCAAGACGGCUCCGCCGAAGGUCACCGACGGCCAGGACGGGACGAUGCGCCGUCACAUCAUCGUGUUCCAUUGCGAGUUCUCGUCCGAGCGUGGUCCAAAAUUGUAAGUAUUGCAAGCAUCG